AUGAAACUCUCCUUCUCUCUGCCACCCAAAUCCUCUUCAAAAUCAAACCCUAAACGCAAACCCUCAACCACCGCCGCCACCUUCGACGACGGCAAUGGCAACCCAAACGACGCCGCUUCGAAACACUUCGUCAACGAAUUCGACGCCGCCAAAACCCUAUCCACCGACCCCAAAACCCGCGUAAUCGCUCCGAUCCCGAACGAGUGGCGGCCCCACAAGAAGAUGAAGAAUCUCGAGCUUCCAAUCACCGAGCCCGGAGGCCAAGAACUUAAGUUCGAGGUCGAGACGCUAUCGGUCACCGACGACCCCGAUGCGAAGAUUUCGUACGGUCUCAAUGUGCGGCAGAAAUUGGAUGCGGAAUCGGAGAAUCGGGACGGUGGUGAUGAACGGCCGAGAUUGAGAGGUGUGGAGGACACUCUGCUUCAGAAAUUUAAAGACGACUUGGAGCGCUUGUCGGAUCACAGGGGCUUGGAGGAGUUUGAUGAGAUGCCGGUAGAGGGUUACGGCGAGGCGUUGCUUUCUGGGUACGGGUGGUACCCGGGUAGAGGGAUUGGAAAGAAUGCUAAGGAAGAUGCGAAGGUUGUAGAGUAUACAAGGAGUACUGAUAGGCACGGGUUAGGGUUUCAUAUGAAUCCGAAGGAGAAAGAGAAAAAGCAAGAGAAAGAGAGAAAGAAAGAUGGGGAUUUGGGUAAGGAGGUGAGGAUUGUUUCGGGUAGAGACUAUGUGGGUUUGAGGGGUAGGAUUGUUGAGAAAUUGGGCAAUGGCAAACUGGUAUUGAAGCUCUCGAGUAGGGGCAAAGAGCAAGAGCAAGAGGUAGUGAAAGUGAAUGUGGAUCAAGUUGCUGAAAUGGGUUCGAAAGAAGAAGAGAAGUGCUUGAAGAGAUUGAAGGAAGCCCCAAGGAAAGUGGGUAGUGAUAGUAAGCCAAGACGAGAAGAGCAGAGGGGUUAUUCAACGUGGCUUGCCCGUCACAUUCGAGUUAGGGUUAUAAGCAAGGACUUGAAAGGUGGGAAAUUGUAUUUGAAAAAAGGGGAGGUGAUGGAUGUCGUUGGACCCAAAACUUGUGAUAUAUCUAUGGAUGGGAGUAGGGAGCUUGUGCAGGGGGUAUCCCAGGAUCUUCUUGAGACUGCGCUGCCAAGACGGGGCGGAUCCGUCCUUGUGUUGUCUGGAAAGCACAAGGGGGUCUUUGGCAAUCUUGUUGAGAAGGAUUCAGACCGAGAAACUGGUGUUGUCAGAGAUGCUGAUACCCAUGAAUUGCUCAAUGUGAGUCUUGAGCAGAUUGCUGAGUUUACUGGCGAUCCCAGCGACCUUGGAUAUUGA
Molecule: messenger RNA, 1317 nt
Organism: Prunus armeniaca (apricot)
Lineage: Eukaryota; Viridiplantae; Streptophyta; Magnoliopsida; Rosales; Rosaceae
Source: the annotation of a GenBank genome assembly